CCUCGGCGGGUCUGAGGGCGGUGGCGGAGCAUGAGUUUGCCGCCGAGGCUGGUGCUCGCUGGAGAUCCGAGCGGUGCAUGCCUCUCCCCGGUCGCACUGUGAGGCAGCGGCGGUGGAGGGGAAGGGCAGCCGGAGGCAGGCCGGCGCCCCGUCUCGGAGGCUGGACAGCUCCGGGUUCGCGGGGGUCGCCGCUCCUCCGCCGGCGGGGAUCAUGGCAUCGCUGGCGGACAGAGUGCGGGACCAUGGGCGAAUCGCCGCCGGGCUUCUGUUCAACCUGCUGGUGUCCAUCUGCAUCGUGUUCCUCAACAAAUGGAUCUACGUGCACCACGGCUUCCCGAACAUGAGCCUGACCCUGGUGCACUUCGUGGUCACCUGGCUGGGCUUGUACAUCUGCCAGAAGCUGGACAUCUUCGCCCCCAAAAGUCUGCCGCCCUCCAAGCUCCUCCUCCUGGCCCUCAGCUUCUGCGGCUUUGUGGUCUUCACCAACCUCUCGCUGCAGACCAACACCAUCGGCACCUAUCAGCUGGCCAAGGCCAUGACCACGCCGGUCAUCAUAGCCAUCCAGACCCUCUGGUACCAGAAGCGCUUCUCCACCAGGAUCCAGCUCACGCUGAUUCCUAUAACUCUAGGUGUAAUCCUAAAUUCUUAUUACGAUGUGAAGUUUAAUUUCCUUGGAAUGGUGUUUGCUGCUCUUGGUGUUUUAGUUACAUCUCUUUAUCAAGUGUGGGUCGGAGCCAAGCAGCAUGAAUUACAAGUCAACUCAAUGCAGCUGCUCUACUACCAGGCUCCGAUGUCCUCGGCCAUGUUGCUGGUGGCCGUGCCCUGCUUUGAGCCAGUGUUGGGAGAAGGGGGAAUAUUUGGCCCGUGGUCAGUUUCUGCUUUGGUUAUGGUGCUGCUGUCUGGAGUAAUAGCUUUCAUGGUGAACUUGUCAAUUUAUUGGAUCAUUGGGAACACUUCGCCAGUCACCUAUAACAUGUUUGGACACUUCAAGUUCUGCAUUACUUUAUUUGGGGGAUGCGUUUUAUUUAAGGAUCCGCUGUCCAUUAAUCAGGGUCUGGGCAUUUUAUGUACGUUGUGUGGCAUUCUCGCUUACACGCACUUCAAACUCAGUGAACAGGAAGGAAGUAAGAGUAAACUGGCACAGCGUCCUUGAGUGUCUGGGCAAAGUGGAAGCUGCCCCGGGGAUAAAAAAUGCACAGUGUGCAAGGGGAAUAAGGAAUUCUGGUGCCAAAUGCAGUGACCAAUUUAAUGCAAGAAGUGACGCAAAGGAGAUUUUAUUCACAAAUAGGACUUUUUUUAAAAAAAAGAACAUUUUGCUUUCCUUUUUAAAUGUAACUCUCUAAAGCCAAAAAGGUUUAUGCUUUUUUUUGAAGAUGAUUAUAUGAAGUAGAUGGGGUGGUUUGGUUGUACCAAGUAAGCACAUGACAAUGACAGUUCUGACGUAAGGACAAGGGAGCUGUGCGGCAGGACUGUGUGUGUGUAAGUUUGUAUGACAGCCUACAGAUGGUGGCUUUCCGGGUUCCUGCGCUCCUAAGGACAGACGGGAGUCUUCUGCCUGCUAGUAGAUGCUUUUCCUUUCCCAGGGUGAGAUGUUUUACAGCUCUGGUCAAAGUGUUCAAGUCAGAACUGAAACCUAGCAUUUCUGUUUUAGUUUCAUUUUUUACUUUGCUUUAGUUGGAAUUUCUGAUUAUUUCAUUUAUAGAAAUGAAAUAUCUAUAGAAAGCAAAGUAUAAUGCAGAAGAUGAUCAUUAGACAAAACAAUUCUCAAAGUACUAUUUUUCUAUAGGAAAUGGAUGUCAGAAGUCAGACAUUAUAAAAAAAAAAAACGCUACUGUUUUAUAGGUCUUCUCUUGUUUUGGGGCUUUCAGUGGAUUCUGGAAAGUCCAUGUGGAGUUAAGAACCAAAAUAACACUGGUUAUUUGGACUGGCUCAGAGCAAAGAGUGGAUGGGAUGGAGCAGGUUUCUCACGAUCCCAGUAGCUGCCUUCCUGGCUUCUCUAAGCGUUUCAGGGUGAUCACAUCUUCAUCUCACUCCCCCCCCACUCCCUGCCCCGGGCGUGUGCGGCAUCCCUGCAGCGGCGUGACUUUGAAGAACUCCUUUCUAAAGUGACCGAGGAAGAUCGCUACGCAGCAAGUGAGGGCCACCACCCUGCAGACCCUGGGCAGAAACUCCAUGAAAAUAGGAGGAAAGGUGUGGAGGAAGUGAAAAAAUCAGUUAAUAUUUAACUGGUUCUAUGAGUUUUUAAAGGGAUGAUUUUUUUAAAAAAUUGGGGUGCAGAGUCUGGUGCUGUGGAGUAGUAGGUUAAGCUUCUGCCCAUGGUGCCGGCAUCCCAUAUGGGCACCGGUUUGAGUCCCAGCUGCCCCUCUUCUGAUCCCGCUCUCUGCUAUGGCCUGGGAAAGCAGUAGAAGAUGGCCCAAGUGCUUGAGAGACCCAGAAGAAGCUCCAGGCUCCAGACUCCAGGCUCCUGGCUUCAGAUCAGUCCAGCUCCAGCCAUUGCAGCCAUUUGAGUAGUGAACCAGUGGAUGGAAGAUCUCUUUGUAACUCCGCCUCUCAGAUAAAUCUUUUUUAAAAUAUUGCAGUUCAAGAGAAAUCCAAGAUUUCCACUUAAGGAAAUCUAGUGCCACCUAUUUAAUGGUGAACUGUAUUUCUGCCUUCGGAUCCUUGACAUUCAAACAUUAAAAGUAGUUGUUGAUAAUCUCACAAUAAAUUGAUCAAAACCAUUCAUUCAUUUUAUAAUAAGUAAUUCCUUUUCCAAAUAUUGUUUAUAAACUCUCGAUGAGAAAAUAGCUUAAGAUGACAAAGAGCUCUACAUGUAUGAUGCUCAAUUCUAUGUUAUGUGUUGUUUAUCACAAUAAAAACACCCACAGAGACACCAUUUAGAUUUGUAGGAUUUUUUGCUCCCCGGCCUAUUUAAAAUGAAAAGUCUUACUGAAUAUCUGUUUUUCUUUGGUUCUUCUCUAUUCAUAAAGGUACUUUUUAUUGUCCGGAACAAUUUGUGUUUUCCAUAGGAACUCCUUGCAUCACGUUUGUGGUGUAUGUUUAAAUUAACGUGAAAUUAUUUCUCCAGCUCCCGAGAGGAGUAUCUCAGCACAGUGCGGAUGAUUUGAUUUCUGUGCGCUGCAAUCUGAGGGAGAGGGUUAAAAUAAACGUGGGGUUGAUGAUAAAUGCCUGGUGUGGAGAGGAAUGUGGUGAGGAAGCCGGAGCGAGACGCAGCAGGGUGCACGUGUGAAAGGCUGGUAAACAUUCUCUGUGUGAGCAUGGCCCUCCCACUGCAAAGAAAGUUCUGAAGGAAGACACCCUAUGACAGGAGCCAGCACAGGCCAGCCGGCACAGUGCUUUGGAGGGACGCAUGUUUCUCACCAGUGUCCCUGCACUGACUUUUUCAUCCUGCGUUCAAUGACUGACGCUCAGUGUUGAGCACCUCUUGCUUUUGCUUUUGUGUUGCACAUCAGAGCUGCUGGGGUAGGGGAGAGGUGCCUGAUCUCGCUGGCAGGUGCAGCACCCAGGGAAACAGCUUCGUCUCCCUGUAAGAUGGCAGACAGCAGACAUCUGUGGAGUGAAGCAAGCUCUCUCCUGGUUCAUUUUUUUUUUUAAAGUAUUUAUUAAGCCUUGUGGCUUUUGUCUUCUCUUUUUUAUAAUUUAUUUCAAAGCAGCAGCAUCCAACAAACAUUCCACAUCCACUCUACCAGUAAAUACUUGUGCAGUGAAUGACCAUGCAGAACAGCCAAAGGUGAAAGUCUAAUUUAGAAAAUGAAAGGGCUGGCGUUGUGCUGCGGUGGGAUUGGCCACCACUUGGGACACCUGUCUGCCGUCUCCCAAGUUCCAGUUCAAGUCUCGGCUGCUGCUCCGCUUCUGAUCCCGUUCCCUGCCAAUGCACCUGGGAACCAGCAGUUGAUGGCUCAAGUACUUGGAGUUCCUGCCACCCACGUGGGAGACCCACGUCUCCUGGCUCCUGGCUUCAGCUUGGCCCAGCUGUUGCAGCCAUUUGGGGAGUGAACCAGUGGAUGGAAGAACAGAAGUUCUGUCUUUGUCUCUUUCUCUCCCUGUCUCAAUCUGCCUUUCAAAUAAGUAAAUAAAUCUUUUUAAAAAAUGGAGAACACGUUCAUUAAUGUAUUCUCUUUUUUUGCCCCCAAAUUUAAACUGAAUUAAGCCUGCUAACAUCGAGAAUAUAAUCAUAAUUUCAUUUACUC
Lepus europaeus (European hare) is the source of this 4190-nucleotide messenger RNA. It is a transcript of the gene SLC35E3, whose product is annotated as solute carrier family 35 member E3. Gene Ontology annotation, cellular component: Golgi apparatus. Gene Ontology annotation, molecular function: nucleotide-sugar transmembrane transporter activity; antiporter activity. The transcript is spliced from 5 exons. Bases 212 to 1153 code for a protein of 313 amino acids. The record is from RefSeq and is a predicted model, not a curated record. NCBI's taxonomy places the organism in Eukaryota, Metazoa, Chordata, Mammalia, Lagomorpha, Leporidae.